Messenger RNA from Spirodela intermedia, 1770 nucleotides. Lineage: Eukaryota; Viridiplantae; Streptophyta; Magnoliopsida; Alismatales; Araceae. The record is from the annotation of a GenBank genome assembly.
AUGGAGGGCUCCGGGGGAGAAGCUCCACCUUCGCAGAGCUUCCCUCACAACUUUUCAUCUUCUUCCGCCCUGGAGAGCUCCUCCUCCCAGGUCGCCCCUUCUGCUGUAACCGGCCAUCUUCUCCAAUAUCUUCUUGCCACCCCGCAAGGCGGUGUUGACUGGGCUUCUCUUCUCUUCUCACUGCCUAAAGCGCUGGGAGAACAGCCAGAACGGGAUGCGCUGCAGCCGGAGACGCCGGCGGGGAGAACCGAAGGGAAUGCCAGGAAGGGGAAGGGGGCCGGGAGUGGAAAGAAACCCCCCAGACCAAGGUUUGCCUUCCAGACGAAGAGCGCCGUUGACCUACUCGACGACGGCUAUCGGUGGAGGAAGUACGGACAGAAGGCUGUCAAGAAUAGUGCACAUCCCAGGUAUAGUCGACCCCAUGAAUUGGGUCUUCACCGAGAACUAAGCUCUUCUUCUUCUUCUACUUCUUCUACUACUUCUUCUUCUUCUUCUUCUUCUUCUUCUUCUUCUUCUUCUUCUUCUUCUUCUUCUUCUUCUUCUUCUUCUUCUUCUUCUUCUUCUUCUUCUUCUUCUUCUUCUUCUUCUUCUUCUUCUUCUUCUUCUUCUUCUUCUGGGUGGUACCAAAUGGACGGAGAGACGAGAGACCUGUGGGCAAGUGGAGAGCUCGUGACUAUCUAUUGGUGGAUUGAGAGCCCUAGCAGCAGGAAUUAGAUCGGGGGUUUGGACUAGCGGUUUUCGAUCAGGAUCAGGCUUAAAAUUAGAUAUGAUCCAUCAAAUUGGUCGCUACGUCCUUUUAAUUAUUGUCAAUCAGGUCUACAAAAUCGGAUCUAUUGACGCCGCGUCUCUAUGUAUACCAGUAGGUUCGGAUUAGAAAACCUCAUCUGUGUUUAGUUUACCUUAAAUCGUUGGCAUGAUGAUUAUUCGAUGGUAUAGAGCAAUCCUAUGAGCAUGGUCAAUGUAAAUCGCUCUCAUAUGUUAUUAUCUCUCCCAGUCUAUAUCUUCAGCUGCAUAGGGUUCUCUCUUUCUCUCUCGCUAGUCAAGAUUUUUUAUAAGUACUUGAUUAUUCUGUCAUGGUGAGGGUCCAAAUUAGAUUUUCAUUCAAUCAUUAUGCAUCAAAUAACAAUGUUAAAGAGAGGAAGAGAAUGAUGUACGUCUCCACAAGAUUUUUCCAUCUCUUAAUCUGUCCCACGUAUAUCUUCCAUGUAGUUUUGUUUCUUUCUGAAAAGGAUUUUCUCUCUCUCUCUCGACCAGUAUUUCUUUCAUGUCGUAGGUCUCCAAGCUAUCGUUCCAAAAGGUACAAGAACUACUUAGAAAUAGAGAGAGAUGGACAUAUACCUCCGAAUUUUCCCCAUCUGUCCCCUAUAUAUGCAUAAACAUGAAUCCACGUAUUUAUAGUUUAUUUUAUAAGAAAGAAGAGCAAAGCCUACUGAGAAGGGUUCUCUCUCCCUCUCUCUCUCUCUCUCUCUCUCUCCCCCCCCUCCCCCCCAUUUAUAUGGCUAAGAUAAUCUCCCACGAUCUGUCGACAGUCGGAACUCACGUUUGUGUCGGUUUUUAUGCUUGUAUGCCGCGGUUUGGGGGAUAAGAAGCUACUUCCGCUGCACCCAUCACACGUGCGAAGUGAAGAAACAGGUCCAGCGCCUGUCCACGGACGCGAGCAUCGUCGUCACCACGUACGAGGGGAUCCACAACCACCCGUGCGAGAAGCUCAUGGAGGUGCUGAGCCCCCUCAUUAAGCAGAUUCAGUUCCUAUCCCGACAUCAAUUCUGA